Folsomia candida is the source of this 2092-nucleotide messenger RNA. RefSeq names its product PHD finger protein 14-like. Gene Ontology annotation, biological process: regulation of transcription by RNA polymerase II. Lineage: Eukaryota; Metazoa; Arthropoda; Collembola; Entomobryomorpha; Isotomidae. The transcript is spliced from 2 exons. The coding region runs from base 557 to 1870 and encodes 437 amino acids. The record is from RefSeq and is a predicted model, not a curated record.
UAAACGUAAUAAGUUUCAUUAUAAGUAAGUAAAAACAUAAUUUACAUAGAUUCAUAUAUAGUUUAUUGAUUGUUUAUUUGCUACAUUUUAAUCCAAUCCAUUUUGUUGAGGCAGCACCAGUAAGGAGGUAAACCAUGGCCUUCAAUGAGACUGCAUGCAAGUUGUAUAUGCACUUUUUUUGUUACGCAAUGUUUGUAUACAUACAAUUUGAUCAGCUUACUUUAGUUUAAAUUAUUUUGCGUGUUGUACGAGAUGGCAUUCGUUUUUUUUAGUAUUAUGUAUGCUGCACCUAUUUCUGAACUCACUUUCAUAUCUUCAAAACCAUAUCCAAGGUUAGUUCUAUUAGAUAACUGAUAUAUUUGGACUGAGCAUAUACAUAGAUAUGCAUUUAUGUAUGAUAAAAGAUAUCGUUUUGUGCGAUAACGGUACAUAUUUAGUUUCAACUAAAUAAUAUUAAGAGCACACUUCACCAAAAUACUUUUAGGCAUAAAAUAUUAAGAAACAGAUUUAACUCCGAUUUCAAAUACAAUUACGAGAUCAAUAAAUAUUCAGAAUUAUGGAAAACAGUCGCCACAAUAAUAAUCCGCACCCCACCUCAUCUAACACAAGAGAUGGAAAGUUGAUUAGCAGGCUAAAUUCUCACGAUACAGAAAUCGCAGAAUUGCGACUAGAAAUGGAACAAUUGAUUCAAAGGUAUCGGAACCUGGAAAGAUGGAAGGAAGAAGUUUGUCGCUGGGUGGAACAAGACUUUGGGGAAGACACGCUCUCACGACUUAUAAAUUUGGAGGACCCCUGUGUUAAUGCUUAUGAUGACGAGGCUGCACGAAGCUCUGCAACAGAUAACCAUGAUACUACACAGAUGAACAGCCCCGAGACUGAGGAGAUUGAAAUUGAAUAUAAAAGUUUUAGUCAGUCACGUGAUGUAACGGAAGGGCGUUCAUCAUCAACAGAAACUGUUGCUGCCCCAGAAACCCACAGUGGUAGAAGGCCACCCCCAAAAACCAGUACCCAAAAUAUGGUGCUCGAAACCUCUAAUGAAAUGACACCCACAAUAAAUCGACCCUCGAAGAAACGGCGGUUGGCCAGAGACACAAGUGUUGAAAGAAACGGAAAUUCAUCAUCUGACCAUGACGACGAAAUUAUUAUUGAUGACGAAUCCCAUGUGAUAAUGAAACAAGGUCCUGACUCCGAAGGCGUAAUUAAGAAAGAAUUGAAUGCCGAACCACAACUUGACACCACGCCAUGUUCCGUUUGUGGAAGUGUACUUGAUGAGUAUGGCAACAUUAUGGUCUAUUGCGACAAUCCCGAAUGUGGAAUUUGCGUACACAGUGUGUGUUACGGAAUUCAGGAUAUUCCAGAAGAUACGGAGAAAUGGUCUUGGAAAUGCAAUCCAUGUCGGGAAGGCUUAGACACUGCUAAUUUAAAAUGUCUAUUUUGCAUGAAACUAGGCGGAGCACUUAAACCGGUAUCAAAACCACAACCCCAGCAUAUGAAGAAGAAAGGGAAAUUGUUUAAGCUUGUGAUGACUAAAUGGGAAAAGUGUCCCUGGGCUCAUUUAUUAUGCAAAUGGUGGAUAACAGAGGCAAGCUUAGGCGAUGACAAGCUAAUGGAACCCAUCCAUGUUGAAAAAAUUCCGGAAUUUCGAUGGAACUUAACUUGUAUGGUGUGUCACACGAAAAACGGUGUGGCGAUAAUGUGCUAUGAAAAAGAUUGUGAUAGAGCUUUUCAUCCAAUGUGUGGAUUCAAAGCGAGAGAUAAGGUAAAAAUGCGGAUGGGAUUAAUGGACACGGAGACAGAAUUUAGGGCGGUGUGCAAAUCUCAUAAAAUCAAAGGAGGUAAAAAGCUACCGUCAGGAAAGUAUAUAAUGUGACGAUGUUUACUAAUUAUUUUGUACUGAUUAAACUAUGUACAUAUGGCUACAUGUGUAUGGAAAGGUUGGUACAAACAAAUCUGAGAACCAGGAUUGACAAAAUCCAUACUUUAAGAUAUUAAAGGUCAAAGAUAGUUUAAUUUUUAUAAAGUUUGGCUUAUUUACGAAAAAAAUAAACAUCAAAAGGAAUUUUAAUAUCAUACAUACAUAUUUCAUUUAAAG